This is a messenger RNA of Sipha flava (yellow sugarcane aphid), 1293 nucleotides long. RefSeq names its product protein ANTAGONIST OF LIKE HETEROCHROMATIN PROTEIN 1-like. NCBI's taxonomy places the organism in Eukaryota, Metazoa, Arthropoda, Insecta, Hemiptera, Aphididae. The record is from RefSeq and is a predicted model, not a curated record. The transcript is spliced from 2 exons. Bases 1 to 1293 code for a protein of 430 amino acids.
AUGAGCGAUUCAGAAGAUAUUGCAGUGGCAGCUGCUGCAAUUAUUAUAGGAGUUGUUAGUAGCCAACAAGUUCGUCACCGCCGCCCAAGGAGGUUUUGGGUAAGGCCCAGCCUCGUCCGAGGCAGAAAGAAGUACAGUACAGAUGAGUUUAUGAAAGAUUUAUUGCUUGAUGAGGUUGAUGAAUUGAACCUAGAAUACAGAUGUGACUUCGGCUUUCAAAACUUUUUUAGAAUGAAUAAUUCAGAUUUUGAAAAUAUAUUAAGUAUGAUUGCACCGAAAAUCAUUAAAAAAGAUACGUCAUUCAGAAAAGCUAUUCCAGUGAGCCAACGCCUUGCAGUUACUCUACGUUUUUUGGCAUCCGGAGAUUCUUACACUUCAUUGGGAUACCUCUUGAAGAUAUCAAAGCAAGCAAUAUCUUACAUUGUACCAGAAGUAUGUGAUGCUCUGAUAGUAGCGCUACAAAAUUAUGUCAAGGUACCGCGAAGUGCAGAGGAAUGGGAACGUGUAGCAAAAUUGUUCAAUGACAAGUGGAACUAUCCAAACUGUGUAGGUGCCAUUGAUGGUAAACACAUAAAUAUUCAAGCACCAGAACAUUCAGGAACGGAAUUUUUUAAUUACAAGGGCUUUUUUAGUAUUGUCUUGCUGGCAGUAGUGGAUGCAAAUUACAAUUUUAUUUACACGAACGUCGGUUGUCAAGGAAGAAUUUCCGAUGGUGGAGUUUUAAAUGGUACGUUUUUUAAGAAAUGUCUAGAUGACAACAAGAUGCACCUUCCCCCAUCACGUCCAUUACCACAAUUAAGCCUUCCGAUACCAUAUGUAUUUGUUGGAGACGAAGCUUUUCAACUAACCCCUACUGUUAUGAAGCCAUUUUCUGGAAUUCAUAACAAAAGAACAACAAAAAGAAUAUUCAACUACCGUUUAAGUAGAGCUCGAAGAGUUUCUGAAAAUGCAUUUGGUAUAAUGUCUUCUAGUUUUCGUAUAUUUAGAAGACCAAUUUUAUUGGAUCCAGGUGUAGCAACUAAAGUGACACUGGCUGCAAUUUAUUUGCAUAAUUAUCUAAGAAAUAGCGGAUCAAGAAAUGUUUACUGUUCGGUUGGGAUGUUGGAUUCUGAAUUUCCUAACAGUGGAGAAGUAGUACCAGGCAUAUGGAGGCGUGACCCAUCAACUAGCCAGAUAAAUAACUUGCCUACGGUUCCAAAGAGAAGUUGUAUUGAGGCUCAGACGGUUAGAGAGGAAUUUGCAAAAUAUUUUAUAUCUGCGCAAGGGGAAUUACAUUUUCAGUACGAUAAAUGA